Molecule: messenger RNA, 1203 nt
Organism: Volvox carteri f. nagariensis
Lineage: Eukaryota; Viridiplantae; Chlorophyta; Chlorophyceae; Chlamydomonadales; Volvocaceae
Exons: 2
Coding region: 1-1203 (400 amino acids)
Source: RefSeq, a predicted model, not a curated record
AUGGGCGCCAUGGGCACGAUGCCUCCAGCACCUGCUGAGUCGCAAACGAUGGAGCCGAUGAGUAGCAUGGCGUAUGCAGAUGACGAUGAUCAGGUGGACGAGGGCGCUAGCGGCUGCCUUUCCGAACCUCCCCCCGACUUGAUUUCAACUACGGAAGUGCUGUCGUCUACUCAUUGCGCCAGCGGCGCCGGCGGGAGCGGCGCCGGCGACGAGUACGAUACAGCUGCCGACGCGUCAGACCUCAUGAUUGCCGACGACGAUGGCGACAUCGACGCGACGGCGGCAGGUGUUGGUGGCGGCGGCCCCGCUGGAAACAACGCUUCGCCCCUUGUUGCCGCCGCGGCCACCACAGCCACAGCCGCGGCAGUGGCAGUGGCAGCGGCAACGUCAGGCCAAACUGCCGACGCUGCCGCCGCUGUCACCGCCGCUGCCCCUGAUCUUAACUGCACCCUCUCAACAGCUCUGAACAGCGACGCCGCCGCUGUGGCGACUGGCGCCUCCACGGCCUCCGGCGCCUCCGGCGCCGGCACCAGGGUUGUCGUACUCGACAGCGCGGCGCUAUCCGCCAACGCGGCGGCUCUACUAGAACAGAUGGCCCUUGACGAUGGAUUUGGCGGUUCUGACGUCGGCAAUAAAAACGGUCGUGACGGCGAUGGCGACGAUGACGUUGACGAUGACGUUGACGUUGACCGGGACGAGCCGCCAGCUCCGGAUCCCCGUGAGAACCGAGACGAGGACGAGGAGGGUGGGGGGGGGAAGGAGGGGGAGUACGACGAAGAGGAAGACGACGGAGAAGGGCAGGAGGAGGCAAAGGGCUCCUCCAGAAUUAUGACUGCACAGCGGCAGCAGCGGCGGCAGCCCCACCUCGGAGGAGCCGCCGGCGACAGUACGGCCGAUCAGACCGCCGCCGCCGCCGCCGCCACCGCCACCGCAGCUGCAGACUCAGCCCGAGCGAUCAGGCUCAUCGCCGCCUUUGCGGAACGGAAGCUGACGGCGGCGGUGGCGGGGAUGUCAGCGGCGGCGGCGGGGAGUAACGGUGCCGGUUCUCUGGACAGCAGCGGCGGCGGCGGCGGCGGUCGGUCAGGGCCUCCGGCACCCGCAGGUGGUGGUGGCGACGCCGAAUUAAUGGAGGCUUGUCGGUUGGUUCGGUUGCUGUGUCGGUUAGGCCAAGCAACGGAUCUUCAGAUCUAUAUCGUUAUUUAA